Molecule: messenger RNA, 734 nt
Organism: Oncorhynchus gorbuscha (pink salmon)
Lineage: Eukaryota; Metazoa; Chordata; Actinopteri; Salmoniformes; Salmonidae
Product: receptor-type tyrosine-protein phosphatase S-like
Exons: 5
Biological process (GO): protein dephosphorylation
Molecular function (GO): protein tyrosine phosphatase activity
Source: RefSeq, a predicted model, not a curated record
GUAUCCCAGGCAGCGACUACAUCAAUGCCAACUACAUAGAUGGCUACUGUCGUCAAAACGCCUACAUUGCGACGCAGGGCUCUCUCCCCGAGACCUUCUGUGACUUCUGGAGACUGGUUUGGGAACAGCACACGGCCAACAUCGUCAUGAUGACCAAGCUAGAGGAGAAGUCUCGGGUAAAAUGUGAUCAGUACUGGCCUACCAGAGGAACAGAGACAUAUGGGCUGAUACAGGUUACUCUGCUGGACACCGUAGAGCUGGCUACAUACUCUGUUAGGACCUUCGCUCUCUACAAGAGUGGCUCCAAUGAGAAGCGUGAGAUUCGUCAGUUCCAGUUUACAGCCUGGCCGGACCACGGGGUCCCCGAACACCCCACCCCCUUCCUGGCCUUCCUACGACGGGUCAAGGCCUGCAACCCUGCAGACGCAGGACCCAUGGUCGUACACUGCAGUGCUGGAGUGGGCCGGACUGGUUGUUUCAUCGUGAUUGACGCCAUGGUGGAGCGAAUCAAACACGAGAAGACAGUUGACAUCUACGGUCACGUGACCCUCAUGAGGUCCCAGCGGAACUACAUGGUGCAGACGGAGGAUCAGUACGCUUAUCCACGACGCGCUGCUGGAGGCCGCGCCUGCGGCAACACCGAGGUUCCGGCGCGGAACCUUCACGCCUACAUCCAGAGACUGACCCAGAUAGAACCGGCGGAGAACGCCACGGGCACGGAACUGGAGUUCAAG